Messenger RNA from Fraxinus pennsylvanica, 729 nucleotides. The record is from the annotation of a GenBank genome assembly. NCBI's taxonomy places the organism in Eukaryota, Viridiplantae, Streptophyta, Magnoliopsida, Lamiales, Oleaceae.
AUGGUUUCUUCAAGAGAGCUCUUUAGGGAUGCUGCCAAUUUUUUUUUUUAUUUCUCUUUGUUUCUUCAUGUUUUUAUCCUCAACUUGGUGUAUUCUAAAUGCCCAAAAAGUUUCCAGUGUGGAAAUCUUGGCAAUUUGGAGUUUCCUCUGGCAGAUUUUUCACAACCGGAAUGUGGGUUGUUCAAGGUUGAGUGCAAUGGUCUUCCGUAUCCAAGAAUUCACAUAAAUAUUGAAAGGAUAUCGCCACCAUAUGAGAUACUGUCCUACAUGUCUACCAAUCAAGCAUUGAUUCGAGACACUGUUUUUGAAAGUCUUUUGACAAGCUGCGAUGACUUCGAUAUAUAUUACGCCAAUUCAAAUGAAAGUCUUCCGCCCCCAAUUCCGAAUGUUUGUUCUGUUCUUUACUUGCCAAUCAAAUCACAGCCUAUAUCAGAUUCAGAUUUGCCCGACCGGUUAGGCAUCGAUUAUAAUAUAGAAUGGAAUCUGUCGAAUGGUUGUAUUGAUUGCCAUCGAGAGGGAGGACAGUGUACAGCUGACCAAAAUAAUGGAUUUCGAUGUGUAAAAGCUGCAGGAAGGAGUAAAUUGAAACUGGUUUUUGUUGCAGGUGCUUCAGCUACAGCGAAUGAGGCUCUCCAUGGUUCCAUCAGCGGUGCAACAUCUGAUAUUCUUUCUACUUUAUGGUUUUGCAAGAGAUACAAGCAACCCUUUAGAAUAAAUGGGAGUCAUUAA